AUUACGUGGUUACGGUUUCCUCCAUCGGCAGGGUAGUUAUCUUUGGCACCAAUUAAAGCUGGCUGCAGCUUGCUGAGCAGAAUAGCUGUGAAAAUAAUACGGACUGUAGCGCCCCCGUGAGACCGAAAUACAGGGAUGACGUCAGUGUCAGAAUUUGCAUUACCAGGCGAGGAGUAGGUGUUCUGGACUCUGUUGUGGUCUAUUGUUUCAAAAGGAUGUCAUACGCUUACCUCUUUAAAUACAUCAUCAUAGGGGACACAGGUGUUGGAAAGUCCUGCCUCUUGCUCCAGUUUACGGACAAACGUUUCCAACCAGUGCAUGACCUCACGAUAGGAGUUGAGUUUGGUGCUCGUAUGAUAACUAUCGAUGGCAAACAGAUAAAGCUGCAAAUAUGGGAUACCGCUGGGCAGGAAGCCUUUCGCUCAAUCACAAGAUCAUACUAUAGGGGUGCCGCUGGUGCCCUUCUUGUGUAUGACAUCACUCGGAGGGACACUUUCAACCACUUGACUCUCUGGCUGGAGGAUGCACGCCAGCAUUCCAAUUCCAAUAUGGUGAUUAUGCUGAUUGGGAACAAGAGCGAUUUGGAGACCAGGCGGGAAGUGAAAAUAGAGGAAGGGGAGGCAUUUGCUCGGGAGCAUGGCCUGAUCUUCAUGGAGACAUCAGCCAAGACAGCAGCCAACGUGGAGGAGGCAUUCAUAAAUACGGCUAAGGAGAUUUAUGAGAAGAUUCAAGAAGGAGUCUUUGAUAUCCACAAUGAGGCAAAUGGAAUUAAGAUUGGACCACAGCAUUCCCCUACCAAUCCUAGUAUGCCUGCCAGUGGCCCUGGGUCCAGCUCCAGCAGUGGCUGCUGCUGAGCAGAAAUGGCUUCAUAGUGCUGACAAAGCAAGGAGAAGCAGCAGUGCUUUUUGCCGCACUACCCUAUGUGUGUACGGAAGGCACAAGUGUCAACCUGUGCUGUUUACUUGUAUGUACACAACAUAAAAAUGCUCUUGUCUCAUGCAAGUUUUGCACUUGUGUCUGAAGUUCGUAGUGAGGAUGUUUAUUUCUUUUCCCACGUUUUUUGUGUUCUGUGUGCGUGAGUUAAAUGAAGGAAGACUUGCACUCAUUUUGGGUGCAUUGCCAGAAAGGGCAUUUGCCUGUACGUAUACACACAUCAGUGCAAAAUGCUUGAUAUAUUGUGUGCAUAUAUCCAUGUUUCCUGUACCCGGGGUGUCUAACAGGGGUAAACCAUGAUUUUCUAUUUUGAUUUCCUGUGGCUAUAGAGUGCCUCUGUUAUUUCUAUGAGUGUUCUGUUUUAUUAGAUUCAGUUGUGUCACGCCAUGUAGUCAGUGUGCUUCCUUUAGCGUCUUCAUGGUGUAAUCCUAGUCAGACACAUUCCCAGGCUUCUGCAUUGAUUGACACCACCAAGAACUGUUCGAGUUCUAACUGUGUAGUGAGAAUAAAUUGAGAGCUUGGGAUAGUAUUUGAAAUCGCAUUGCUGCUGCUGCUGCUGCUUUUAUUUUUCAUUCUUAAUGUUAUACAGUGGGAAUGCACCAGAAAAGUGCAUAGUAUUUAUAUAUAUAUAUAUACAUAUACAUAUAUAUAUAGUGUACUUGUGUAAAUAUCUCUCUGGUUAUCAUAUAUGGUUUUGUGUACCACUACCAGCUAGGGAUGGGCAGUGUUCAAAAUCUGUAAAAUAUACGGUAGGUAAAUUGAGAAAAAUGAUCAAAAGAUACCCUUCUGUUGGUUAUACUGCAAAGUGGUCACUGGAGGGAAUUUGUGCCAUGAUAGCAUUUGUUAGCAAUUGUUAGGGAAUGUUCUACCAGGGAGUUCUCGAAUUGAUUAACAGGUUCUACAUAAUUAGGCUAAGAUAAAUUAUAUGGUAAGCCCAAUUUCUGAAAGCGAAUUUAGGCUAGCAAAUCGGCAUGAAACAUGUGAUGGCAGGCUACAUCCAACAACCACAGUUAGGUGACAAGGAAAACAACUGCACACACUCAAGCAGCCUUUUUUCCCCCUAGAUACAGAUGAGUUCUUUGCUGCUAGCAAUUAUGAGUUGCAAGUACGUUAGAGGUUUCUGGUGUAAAUUUUUAGUACCUUUGAUAGCAUACUUUUUUAAGCAAGAUGUCCAUCAUUGAAUGCUGUUGCAAAAGUAGUGACCUUGCUUGAGAGGCAUGAACCAGUGGGGCAAGAGGAAUAAGUGACCACCUUGUCACCGGGUUUGUGCAGAAUGCAUUCCUGUUUAAUUUAAUAAGGGCAUUGUAUGGGCACUGUUCAGGACUGUGGGAUCAUGUGCAUCGCAGUCCAACCUCGGUCUUAGUCACUCUGGGACGGCUUAGGUGAAGGGGAGGACACAUUUUGUGAUGACUGGUUCGAGUGCCUCUUUCAGAAGCCACUUACUUUUCUUGUACAAAAUCAUAUCAUUGUCGUCAAUCAUUCCAUGGCUCAAGUGGAGCUCAUUACUGUUGCUAACAAACAACAACAAACAAAUGUAACUAAAUUACGUGGAGAAAAGACAAGGCAAGGUGUAGGCUAGCUGGUGAAGCAUGAUGAUGGAGGAAUACCCCGAGACAUGGAAUGAAGAACAGAACUAAAUUAAUUGACGAUGAUGUUGGGGGAACAAAGAAUUCGCAAGAAAGUGAAUGCAUUGUAACUACAUAAGCAUCUUGGCAGUGUCUGCUGUACACAUAAUGUAACCUUUCUAUCUUUUCUUAUUCUGUUAUUUUUGCACAUGAGUUGAUUCUGAAGUGUUUGACAAUACCUUUGCAGAAGGAAACUAGUUUCAUGGGGUGUUGUCUUUUAUGUACAUCUAAUGGAAGGAUAUCACUAUUACAAACACCCUGUACAUUCAAAUUCUAGUUUCAAAUGUUUUUAUUGCUCUUCUUACGUGCUGGACUUCUUUUCAUGAGAGUCGAUCUUCAGACGGCAUUUAGGUAAUGUGAACGUAAAAGUAAUAUGCUAGUGAGAUUGUGUACAAUUUAAUGUGUGUAGCAUGGAUUGGCAACAGGACAGCAGCUAAUUUGAUUUCUGGUUUGUCUUAUUCUGUGUCUCCAUCUAUUCCAAAACUCAGGGAUGUGCCACCCACGUCUACAUAAUAUGAGGCUAUACUAAAUCAUUUAAGCGAUGACGGGAACGAUGGAGGGAUGAGGGUCAGCCAGUUUCCCCUCAAAAUGUCAGCACUAAAUUUUUACCGGCACUUGUGUUUUUGGUGCGUAGUAUUUGCUCUUUGCACGAAUUAACCCAGUAUUAAAUUACUAAUUCUUCAUUGUACUGUGUAAAUUCUUAAAUGCACUGCUACAUUUAAAGAAUUUAUGCCCAUCCCAGUUGUAAGCUAACAUCUACAUUCUUGAAUUAGAUAGAAGUGGUUGUGGAUGUUUCUCUUUGUGUGUGCAUUCUGCAGUCUAAAUGCAUCUUGGAGCACAGCAGCCAGACUUGAAAAGUGGCAUUUUGUAUUUGUAUUUGAUAUGUGGGACGUGUGGACAAGACCUUUAUUUACUGAUGUACAAAUAAAUAGCUUCAAUCAAUA
This is a messenger RNA of Ornithodoros turicata, 3502 nucleotides long. RefSeq names its product ras-related protein Rab-2 (gene Rab2). Bases 216 to 854 code for a protein of 212 amino acids. The transcript is spliced from 7 exons. Gene Ontology annotation, molecular function: GTP binding; GTPase activity. Gene Ontology annotation, cellular component: Golgi apparatus. Gene Ontology annotation, biological process: vesicle-mediated transport. Lineage: Eukaryota; Metazoa; Arthropoda; Arachnida; Ixodida; Argasidae. The record is from RefSeq and is a predicted model, not a curated record.